AUGGCCUCGCUGGACCUGCCCUACCGCUGCCCGCGCUGUGGGGAGCACAAGCGCUUCCGGAGUCUUUCGUCGCUGCGCGCGCACCUGGAGUACAGCCACACCUACGAGACGCUCUACAUCCUCUCCAAAACCAAUAGCAUCUGUGACGGCGCCGCCGCCGCCGCUGCUGCCGCUGCCGCUGCUGCCGCCUCGGGCUUCCCGCUGGCCCCCGAGCCCGCUGCCCUGCUGGCGGUGCCCGGUGCGCGGCGCGAGGUCUUCGAGAGCACGUCCUUCCAGGGCAAGGAGCAGACGGCCGCACCUUCGCCUGCGGCGCCACACUUGCUACACCACCACCACCACCAUCACGCGCCCCUCGCCCACUUCCCUGGCGAUCUGGUGCCCGCCAGCUUGCCCUGCGACGAGCUGGCCGAGCCAGGCCUCGUGCCCGCUGCUCGCUACGCGUUACGCGAGAUCGAGAUCCCGCUGGGCGAGCUGUUCGCGCGCAAGUCGGUGGCAUCCUCGGCGUGCUCCACGCCGCCACCUGGGCCAGGCCCUGGCACCUGCUCCGGACCCGCCUCUGCCUCCCCCGCUUCGCCCUCGCCUGCAGAUGUGGCAUACGAGGAGGGCCUGGCGCGCCUCAAGAUCCGCGCGCUGGAGAAGCUAGAGGUGGACAGGCGGCUGGAGCGGCUGAGCGAGGAGGUGGAGCAGAAGAUCGCGGGUCAGGUGGGCCGGCUGCAGGCCGAGCUGGAGCGCAAGGCGGCCGAGCUGGAGACGGCGCGGCAGGAGAGUGCGCGGCUGGGGCGCGAGAAGGAGGAGCUGGAGGAGCGCGCCUCCGAGCUCUCGCGCCAGGUGGACGUGAGCGUGGAGCUGUUGGCCUCGCUCAAGCAGGACCUGGUACACAAGGAGCAGGAGCUGAGCAGAAAGCAGCAGGAGGUGGUGCAGAUUGACCAGUUCCUGAAGGAGACAGCAGCACGGGAGGCCAGUGCCAAGCUGCGGCUGCAACAGUUCAUCGAGGAGCUGCUGGAGCGGGCAGAUCGCGCUGAGCGGCAGUUGCAGGUUAUCAGCAGCAGCUGCGGCAGCACACCCAGCGCAAGCCUGGGCCGAGGAGCUGCAGGUGCAGGGACUCGGGGACCGGGACGAAUGCGAGAGCACCAUGCAGGCCCAGCCGUGGCAAGCACGUACGCGGUGUCACGGCAUGGCUCCUCUCCCAGCACAGGGGCCUCCAGUCGAGUGCCAGCUGCAUCCCAGAGCUCAGGCUGCUAUGACAGUGACAGUCUGGAGCUGUCCCGGCCAGAGGAGGGGCCCCCUGAGGAUGGUGGCCCUGGGGGCUUGGGCACCCGUGCCCAGACUGCUGUCAGUGGUGGUGGUGGCGGCUCAGAGCGCUCCCAGCCCCCUCGGAGCUCAGGCCUGCGGCGCCAGGCCAUCCAGAACUGGCAGCGCAGGCCCCGCCGACAUAGCACCGAGGGGGAGGAGGGCGAUGUCUCAGACGUAGGCUCACGCACCACAGAGUCUGAGGCUGAGGGCCCCUCGGAAGCACCCCGCCCCGGGCCUGCGAUGGCAGGGCCACUGAGCAGCUGCCGGCUCUCAGCCCACCCAGAGGCAGGCAGUGGGCGAGGUCGGCGCGGCGACAGAGGCAGCCCGUCGCGCUCCAAUGAGGUCAUCAGCCCGGAGAUCCUCAAGAUGCGCGCCGCGCUCUUCUGCAUCUUCACCUACCUGGACACGCGCACGCUGCUGCACGCCGCCGAGGUCUGCCGGGACUGGCGCUUCGUGGCCCGCCACCCGGCCGUCUGGACCCGGGUGCUGCUCGAGAACGCCCGCGUCUGCUCCAAGUUCCUGAUGAUGCUGGCGCAGUGGUGCACCCAGGCCCACUCGCUGACGCUGCAGAACCUGAAGCCCCGGCAGCGAGGCAAGAAGGAGAGCAAGGAGGAGUACGCUCGGAGUACCCGGGGCUGCCUGGAAGCGGGGCUGGAGUCUCUGCUGAAGGCGGCCGGAGGGAACCUGCUGAUCCUGCGCAUUUCCCACUGUCCCAACAUCCUUACCGACCGCUCUCUUUGGCUGGCCAGCUGCUACUGCCGUGCCCUGCAAGCUGUCACCUACAGGAGCGCCACAGACCCUGUGGGUCAUGAGGUCAUCUGGGCCUUGGGUGCAGGCUGCAGAGAGAUCGUCUCCCUCCAGGUGGCGCCACUUCACCCCUGCCAGCAGCCCACACGCUUCAGUAACCGCUGCCUGCAGAUGAUUGGCCGCUGUUGGCCGCACCUCCGGGCCCUGGGGGUCGGGGGUGCUGGCUGUGGGGUACAGGGCCUGGCAUCACUAGCAAGAAACUGCAUGCGGCUACAGGUCCUGGAGCUGGACCACGUGUCAGAAAUCACCCAGGAGGUGGCGGCCGAGGUCUGCCGGGAAGGCCUGAAGGGCCUGGAGAUGCUGGUGCUCACAGCCACGCCUGUCACCCCCAAAGCCUUGCUGCAUUUCAACAGCAUUUGCCGAAACCUCAAGUCCAUUGUGGUCCAGAUAGGGAUUGCUGAUUAUUUCAAAGAGCCCAGCAGCUCUGAGGCCCAGAAGCUGUUUGAGGACAUGGUGACAAAACUCCAGGCCUUGCGACGGCGACCUGGCUUCUCCAAGAUCCUGCACAUCAAGGUGGAAGGUGGCUGCUAACCCGGGUGGGGGGCGGCAGGGCCCCUGCCGGCCCCACAGCAGGGCGUUCUCUUGGAACCUCUGGAGGAACCUUGGUUUGGACUGGACCUUCGGAGGCCUAGUGUUACCCUGGCUUCCAGGGAGGGGUUGAGUUUCCUGUCCUCCUCCUGGACCAUUGGAGCAACAGGUCUGACCUGGGGCGGGGGCUUGGACAGAGGCUACCCUCCGACCCCCACCCUUCCCCCAGCUGGAGCAGCCUUC
Messenger RNA from Ochotona curzoniae (black-lipped pika), 2871 nucleotides. It is a transcript of the gene FBXO41, whose product is annotated as F-box protein 41. The record is from RefSeq and is a predicted model, not a curated record. Lineage: Eukaryota; Metazoa; Chordata; Mammalia; Lagomorpha; Ochotonidae. Gene Ontology annotation, molecular function: protein binding. The transcript has 12 exons. The coding region runs from base 1 to 2631 and encodes 876 amino acids.